This is a messenger RNA of Schistosoma intercalatum, 997 nucleotides long. The record is from the annotation of a GenBank genome assembly. Lineage: Eukaryota; Metazoa; Platyhelminthes; Trematoda; Strigeidida; Schistosomatidae.
GCUAUUUAUGUUGUGUGCGCGCUGGGUUGAAUUCUCAGAAGGUCAUUAAAACAGAAGGUCAUGGGUGGAAAAACCAAGCCAUCCUCAGUUGGCAAACCUUUGAUGGGUUAUGAUGAGAUAGUUAUUCAAGAAGAUGACUCCAAAUGUUGUUCGUGUACACCGAGUUGGGUCAAGACGUUUUUAAUUUUCUUCACUGCAAUUAUCUUGCUGAUUGCAUUAGCUUUAAUCGGGUUGGGAGUUUUCCUCCUAGUUAUUCGCUUGCCCUUUGUUCCCGUGCUGCUGGGUGAAAUUGCUUAUUUAAGUCAUUUUCUAAUGUUCGUUGUUGGAGGACUUCUGGUGGUCGUGUGCAUAAUUGGAUUCAUCGGAGUUUCAAAUGGAAAGUCCACUCUACUUUUGACAUUUGCUUGGAUAUUGUUCAUCAUCUUAUUAAUUCAAUUCACUACUGGUAUUUUGGCUCUGUGUUUCUCCAAUAUUCUGACUGAAUGGCUUGCUGACAGAUUGAUGCUUACCAUGCAAACUCUGUACUUCCGCGACACUGAUGGUGUUGACGCUGCUGUAGACCACAUACAACAAAAGUUCAAAUGCUGUGGAUCAAGAAGUUACCGAGAUUGGACAGAUAGCAUCUUUCAAAAUUAUUCGAAACGAAAUGAAAUAUUACCAUAUCCAAAUUAUCCACUAGUUGUUCCUGAUUCAUGUUGCGUAAGAUCAAUUAAAAGCUGUGGAACACUACCGCACCCAUCGAAUGUUUAUAAUGAGGGAUGUAUGGAGUCGAUACUUCUUAACCUACGUGAACAGUAUUACAUAAUAUGCGUGGUAGUGCUCGCUCUUGUUUUUGUGGAGUUCUUCGGCGUGAUACUUGCAUGUUGCUAUUCAAAGGCACCAAAGAUGGACCGUUAAAUGCUGCGCUUCAAAAAUCUUAGUAAUUAAUAUUUUCAACAAGUUUAUUGACAUUCAUUUUUAAUGUACAGCUUUCUUAAAAUAUAUAAUUUUUUGCACA